CGCCGGUAGCCCGCCAUGUUCGAGGCUGUGUGGGCUGUAAGAGCUCUGACUAUGGGAGACAUUGCCAAAGGAAAGAAGGCAUUCGUCCAGAAGUUAGAGGAGGGUGGCAAUCACAAAUGUGGGCCCCAAACCUCCUGUGGUCUGUCGAGACCAAGACCGGGCGCAGGCCAGAGGGCUACUCGUACAGCAGAUCAGCCAACAACGAGUAAAGGUAUUGUGUGGGGUGAGGACACCCUGAUGGAGUACCUGGAGAACCCCAAGAAGUACAUUCCUGGAACCAAAAUGAUCUUCGCUGGAAUCAAGAAGAAGGGAGAGCGCCAGGACCUCAUUGCAUACCUUAAAUCGGCAACAUCAUGAAGUAGUCAUCAAAAAACAGAAUAUUUAAUGUCAUUUUAUUGUAUUUUUUUGUUUUGUAGGAUUGCACAUGGUAAAUCUAUGGUUUUAUGUUUAGUCAUUUGUACAUACGGUUAAUUUAUGUUGUCUAGGGUUUGAAAAGAAGCACUUGUGAGUUCACAGCAAGUGUUACUUCCUCUUUAAGGUCAGGGUGUGAACAAUUGUUCAAGUGGCUAAACAUAAAACUAUUCUAUUUUUUUGUCUGUGUACUACUCUGACUCUUUGAGACGAAAGAGUAAUCCCAUUAUUUAAAAUAUCUAACAUGAUAGGUUGCCUGACCUGUCACCCAUUCUGUUUUCCAUGACAACACUUGUCCAGUUCUUUCUCUAGUGGAGCCAUUCGCCAUCAUCCACCAUCCUCACUUUUAAAACUAUAACUGAAAAAGUAAUCUAAUAUUCGGUACAUCAGCGUGAGACAGGUUGGAAAAUCCUGGGAUUUUUGAUGGUAAAUUUGUGACAUACUUGCUGAGCUCUUCAGAUUCCACACAUUGAAUUUUUUGUCCUCUUAAACGUCCGAACAAAACCUGGUGUUGCAUUGUACGACUCCUGACAGAUCUGUUGAAGCACAGCCCCUCUGAGCUCCUGUUUUUAACCUGCUGCCAGUCAUCAGAGUAUGUACAGGUUUUUGUAACAUUGUGCUAACGGUGUCUCACUGUUAUCUGCCUCUUUGCAGCUAAGAAUUGUGGGGGUGUGAAUAUGUAUUACUGCCUUCAAAACCACCACCAUGCUGAGAUCCCUGCAGUGUGAAAUCAGCUGGCAUACUGUCACCAUGCCUACCAAUGUUGUGGAGCUACUGUAUUGUGUAUAUUAAAACAUCAAGGGCACCAUCUGGAGGGACAGAGCGAUGUGUUAUUUACCUGGUUUCACAGGCCUGAACGAGUGUAGUUUUAACUUAUUUUACUGUAAUCUGACAGACUGCAUCUACAAUGUUGUGAUGGGACUGCUCACUCUCGGUGUGCACAGCAAUACUGUAUGCACUUAAAUAAUAAUAUAAUGUGGUAGCUAUGUUGUGGACAGGAUGGAUGCAGGAGCAAUUAAAAGAACACGUCCAGAAAUGUAAA
Molecule: messenger RNA, 1453 nt
Organism: Morone saxatilis (striped sea-bass)
Lineage: Eukaryota; Metazoa; Chordata; Actinopteri; Moronidae
Product: cytochrome c-like
Exons: 4
Coding region: 16-357 (113 amino acids)
Biological process (GO): mitochondrial electron transport, ubiquinol to cytochrome c; mitochondrial electron transport, cytochrome c to oxygen
Cellular component (GO): mitochondrial intermembrane space
Molecular function (GO): electron transfer activity; heme binding
Source: RefSeq, a predicted model, not a curated record